UGCAGCACCAUUUACUUUUCGUUUCCAAUUCCACGUCAAAUAUAAAUUUGGUUAUAAAAAGUUGUAUUAAAUAUUUAUAAAAAAAAUGGUCACAGUCUUAAAUUCCAUCGACACUGGCCAUGAAGAUAUGAUCCACGAUGCCGAAACCGACUUCUACGGUCUUCGUUUAGCUACAUGUUCAUCGGACAACUCUAUCAAGAUCUACGAUAUUAAGAAUGGUGCCCAUACUCUCUUAGAAGAUUUGAAGGCUCACUUCGGACCCGUAUGGCAGAUAGCGUGGAGUCAUCCGAAGUUUGGCAAUCUUCUAGCUUCGUGCUCGUACGAUCGCAAAGUGAUAAUAUGGAAGGAGCAGCAAGGUAAGUGGACGAAGUACUACGAAUACGCCAAUCACGAUUCGAGCGUCAACUCAGUCCAGUUCGCACCACCUGAGUGCGGUCUAGCCUUAGCAUGUGGCAGCAGUGAUGGAUGUAUAUCAAUUCUGACGUAUCAUGAGGAAACAAAUACUUGGGAUGCGAAAAAGAUACAAAACGCCCACGCGAUCGGAUGCAACGCUGUUAGCUGGAGUCCAGCUGUCACCCCUGAGCCUGCUUUUGAUAAUGGCCAGGAGGAAAAAUUCGUAAAACGUUUGGUAUCUGGAGGUUGUGAUAAUUUGGUAAAAAUAUGGCAAGAAGAAGGUGACAAAUGGGUAGAAGUGAAUAAAUUGGAGGUGCAUUCUGAUUGGGUACGUGAUGUUGCUUGGGCCCCUUCGAUUGGUAUUAGUAGACAUUAUAUAGCAAGUUGCUCCCAAGACAGACGAGUCAUCAUUUGGACCAGCGAAGAUUGUAAAACUUGGAAUUCGAGCGUGAUGCAUACCUUUGAUGAUGUUGUGUGGAAUGUCAGCUGGUCGUUGAAUGGGAAUAUUUUAGCUGUAUCGGGAGGCGAUAAUAAAGUUUCUUUGUGGAGUCAAAAUUCAGAGGGCUGGAACUGUAUUAGUGAUGUAUUAAAAGGCCAAUCAACAUUAUAAGAUUAAAACCAAAAAGAUAUUUUCUGUAUUUUACAUUUCUUAAAUAAACCACAGCUUUUACCUAA
This is a messenger RNA of Photinus pyralis (common eastern firefly), 1068 nucleotides long. Its product is annotated as protein SEC13 homolog. The transcript has a single exon. Gene Ontology annotation, biological process: COPII-coated vesicle budding; protein import into nucleus; positive regulation of TOR signaling. Gene Ontology annotation, cellular component: nuclear pore outer ring; COPII vesicle coat. Gene Ontology annotation, molecular function: structural molecule activity; protein binding. NCBI's taxonomy places the organism in Eukaryota, Metazoa, Arthropoda, Insecta, Coleoptera, Lampyridae. The coding region runs from base 86 to 1003 and encodes 305 amino acids. The record is from RefSeq and is a predicted model, not a curated record.